Messenger RNA from Erpetoichthys calabaricus (reedfish), 1481 nucleotides. RefSeq lists its product as uncharacterized. The record is from RefSeq and is a predicted model, not a curated record. NCBI's taxonomy places the organism in Eukaryota, Metazoa, Chordata, Cladistia, Polypteriformes, Polypteridae. Bases 687 to 1481 code for a protein of 264 amino acids. The transcript is spliced from 4 exons.
UCUUAGCCAAUAUGGGCAUAUCACUGUAAGUCUUAAACAACAACCACAGAUAAAUCCUCACCAAUGAUUAAUCCUCUGCUCUUGUAUCUUCUUUUUUGCACUCCUUUAAUCCUACGUAGUUUAUCAUUUGCUAACACAUUUAGAUUCUUCUGAAGUCUCGGAAGGCACCCAUAACUGUGAUUUACUGUCCUGCUUGUACAAAUGAUUUUCCUUUGUGUACAUAAACAAGUGGGGGAUGUCAACCUGUAUCUAACCUAAUGGCGUUCAUGACUAACUUUUGGGACAAAUUGCUCCAGAUGAAAUCAGAAUACAGUAAAUUGCAGAGGAAUUCAUAAAAUAAGAACUAACACAAUGAGGUUAGGCAGAAAAAUUUAUCUUGUCAAGGAAGGUAGAAAUAGCAGGUAUCAAAGCAGGAACGUUUCAUGAAUUACUGAAUGAAAAAUUGAGAUACCUUUUGAAUUUAAUAUUGAAAUUUUUUUUUUUUAGUUGCAUGUGAGACAUUGCAAGUAUUUCCACCGCAUCUUGAGGUGACUGCCUUGUUACAUUCAGAUGCCCAGCUGCCCUGUGUCUUUAUUCCAACCAGCCCUCAAUAUGGCUUAAAAUUUAUCAUUCCAACCUGGAGACGUAGUAGAUCGAUACUGUCAGAGUUUAAACAUGGAAAACUGGAAAACACCAGCAGGGCAUCAAUGGUUCAAAGUGAGUUAGAGAACUUUAACGCCUCCCUCUUACUCAAGCAAGUCACCAUUGAAGAUGGAGGAGAAUAUACAUGUGAAGUGUCCGAGACUAUGCUGGAGACUGCAACAGCCCGGGUUACACUCAAAGUUGUCGCUCUUCCUAAAGUAUUUGUGAAGCCCAGUCUGAAAAUGCCAAAUCGAUCAAGCACCUUGGAGUGUCAUGUCCAACACUUCUACCCCAGAGACAUUACCAUUGAAUGGGUAAAAGACUCCAUGCCACUGCUUCAUCAAAGGCCUCUGCAGAUAGAGCAAAAUGGAGACCAAACCUUAAGUACAGUGAACCGUUACCUCUACUUCCAUGAAACCAAAGACGUGGCUGCCAACAUAUCCUGCCGGGUGAAACAUGAAUCUCUGUAUGGGUCAGUGAAGGAGAUUCCACUACAAUUUUGCCUGCCAAAUAUUACACCCAAAAUGAUAAUGAAUGGUGACAAAUGGCAAGCCAUCUGUCAAGUUGAUGACUGCCAUUUCAGCAAUGUCACUGUGAGACUGAAGAAGAAAGAGACAAUGAUAAAUGAAUCAACGUGCAAUGAAGUCCCAGUAUGUGCAACCAAAGUGACCUUCAUGAAGAGCAUUAAAGAGGAGCUUUUCUGUGAGGUGGAGUUUGAAGGGAUUGAUAAACCGAUCACUAAAUGCAUUCUACUUAUCAAUCGAGGUCUAAUGAACUGUUCCAGGCGUGACGAUGUGCCAGGAGUUAAUAACGGCAACAUCCGAAAUGAGGAAAAUGAAAAUUUACCAACCACAAUUUGA